This is a messenger RNA of Auanema sp. JU1783, 696 nucleotides long. NCBI's taxonomy places the organism in Eukaryota, Metazoa, Nematoda, Chromadorea, Rhabditida, Rhabditidae. The record is from the annotation of a GenBank genome assembly.
UUCUGAUGAGAACGAAGAGAAACCUGAAGUUAGACUUAUUGCUCGUAUUGCUCCAGAUGAGAAGGACACAACAACUGAACGAACAUCGUCUAAGACUCGCGAAUCUUCCAAACGAUUCGGUUUCUUGAAGCCUGGCAGUCGUAAGACCAAGCAAUCAGUUGAUACUACUACCUAUCCUUCAUCUGAUAAAUAUGACGGACCUCUUGACGACGUUGAACCACUCCGUGACUUGGAAAACCUUCCACUCGAGAACGUUGCCCAAGUUGCUUACUCUCCCAAGAAAACCAUGGCUGUUGAAAGCCCAGUUUCUGAGCCAGAGUCUGAAGAACGUCGUUUCCGUUUGAUCGCAAGAAUCCGCCAUGAAGGCGAAGAAGACAUUGUCGAGAAAGAGCAAGUUCAACCUGAAGCAUAUGGUUUUGCUUCCACGUCUUACGAUGGACCUCUCGAAGAAACUUCUCGUGAAUCAGAUCUUGAUUCUGCUCCUUUGAAGGACUUUACCAAUGUCUAUCAUCAUGGACAAUCUUGGAUCAAGUCCAACAAAGUAGUUGAGCCUUCAGAAAGCAAGAAAAAAGCCAUUCUGCAUCUCAAAGCAGGACCAUCAAUUUCUGAUGAGAACGAAGAGAAACCUGAAGUUAGACUUAUUGCUCGUAUUGCUCCAGAUGAGAAGGACACAACAACUGAACGAACAUCGUCUAA